GCAAACCUUACUUUCUUUUAGAGAACCUUUAAAUUACUUUAUUAACGAGACUAAAAAUAAAAUAAAUGCUCGGCAUACCACCGCCAGUCUCAAAGGACUGGGAUGAAAUGUACUUUUACGAAAAGGUGCGCCAUCUCGUCGACAAGACAUCAGAUUUCAUCAUUUCCAAUGCUGACUGGUGGCUACCCUCCGUAGCCACGGGCAUGAUACUCAGUGUUGUUCUCCUAGGGGGACCUGAAUCCACUUCUCAGGCCCUAGGCAUCACACUUCAGUCCGCUUCACCCGUGAUACGUGCCCCACCGUUUUCGACACCCAUUCAAGGACCGCAUGGUGAGAAGCCCGAAGACCCAGAAGAUGAAUUCUAAAAAUUGUUACUUUUGAAGGAGAAAAAAGCUGUCAACCCACAGUUUGCCAAAUGGUGAAAAUGACCAGCAGCUGGGCAUGCAGUAGCAGUUGAUGAGGAGAUACUAAGUGUUGAUUUUCAAUUGUAUUGGAAGUUUUUGAUAAUCCAUAAUUAUUCACGAUGUGGGUCCCUAAAGUGAAAUAUUUUUAAAAAA
Messenger RNA from Phytomonas sp. EM1, 557 nucleotides. NCBI's taxonomy places the organism in Eukaryota, Euglenozoa, Kinetoplastea, Trypanosomatida, Trypanosomatidae. The record is from the annotation of a GenBank genome assembly.